UGACAUCUUCUUCUGCUUUUGGAUCAUCACUGGAACCAUAUUUUGAGGUAUAAAAAUAUGGCAUAUCUGAGGUGUUUGUGGUCAUUCUGUUGUGUUUUUAUUCCAUUCUUGUUUUAAUUUUUCAACAUAAGUAAAGUGUUCUGGGCUUGUUAAAAUGUAUGAUGGUGGUUGGCUCUGGGCUUCAUGUCUCUUCCAUUUUUUUUCCCUGACAACAAGGUCUUUGAAUGAUGCUGGUCAGAGGUAGUUGGCAAAGUGGAAAAGUGAUGAAAAAAAAGUCAAAUUAGGCUACUCUAUCUGCCACAAGAUUCCACACAAUACCUUAAUAAUGUAAAAUCAGAAUACAUAAAACAUAAUAUGAAUGUAUAACUGUUUUAUGACAUGAUUCAUGACAUGCUAGCUCAGAAUAGUAUGAUAAUGAAUAAUCAUAAUCCCUAAUAUUUGCUUUAAAAAGUGUCCCACAUUACCUGAAAACUACCGUCCCACUUUAUCUGAGACAUUAGAUAAAGUGGGACGGUCCUUAAAACACACAUUCACAAAGAAUUAAAUGUGAAUUUUGCAACAAUACAUAAUUUUUGUAAUUGAUCAUCCAAGAAUCAUUUAAUAAUACCUUUUUUUUUUUUUUUUUUUUUUUGAUGAUUUCUAUUCUUUAUAGAGGCUUAUGUUUAAGAAGACCAUUCUCAUUUGUCAGUGGACUUACCAAGCUCUUUCUGAUACCAGGUAGAUUUUGAAACUGGACCAUGCCCACUACAAUGUUGUUGUUGUUGUUUUUUUUUUAUGAAUCUUUAUUGAUCACAUAUACACAUAUACACACAUAUGCACAGUGAAAUUCUUUUCUUCGCAUACCCCAGCAUGUUAGGAAGCUGGGGUCAGAGUGCAGGGUCAGCCAAAAUUUUUUUUUUUUUAUCUCUGCUCUGUUAUUAAUAACUGUUGUUUAAUUAUUCAGUACAUGCAUGUAUAUUUGUAGUAUAUUUACAGCUAUGUGAUGGGUGACCAAUGGAUGGCAGUAGUCAGUUGGCAGAGAACCCCAGAGUAGACGGAAGAGAAGAGAAAAAGAAGAAUUAGCAGUCGUUCACGCGAUGUUUUACGAGACUAUCUGUAUUGUAUUGUGCUGUGUGGUACGGAACUGUAGCAAAUGGUGCUGGCUGAAUAAAAAACCCCAACAAAUUACACGCUUGUUAUCUCCUUCAAGUGUGCUACGUCACCCUACUUUGAGGUGUGUAGUAAAGGAGUAUGCAAGUACUGGGACAUACUAACAUCUCAUGUAACUGAAGAGAACACUUCAUUUCAAUGUUUCUUCAUUCAUUAUUCCUUAUAUAAUUUAUACCAUAUAGUCUAAUUUAAUUUAUUUUUUCACAUUUCAUUUACACCUCUCUGAAAUGCGUCAAAAAGCAAAUUCCCUCGCGCAAGGAGUUGGAAAAAGUGUCCACGGCUCCACACUUCGAAAAUCUACGGUAGACCAUCCGGGUACCUUGGGGAUACUCAUUUCAACCUACUACAAUUUGUCACGCACUAAUUCUCAACUCGGAUACUAUUUAGUACGGAUAGGGUGCGAACUGAGACGUAGCGCUGGUGAGUCUCACGCUCGCCGCUUCGUUCUUGUGUUCCUGCGCAAAUGUGACGCAGAUAGUGUUUUCACGAGCGCGAGUUUCCCCUGAGCCUAUUUGUCAUGCGCAAAAAAGCUCGCGCUUCCACUUCCGGGCAGAAUCUCAGUCAGCCCUCUGUAAAAUGGAUCUGAUGGGCUGUUGAUUAUGUUAGCUCUCACACGUGUUAGAUUACUCGCGUAUUUUGCCAGAGACUUCAUUUGCAUCGGCGUUUGAACUGAAGCGCGGUUUGAGUUCUGCUCGGUUGUUGGAGGAUUUAUUUCUGACUCUUUACGGGUCCGGGUACGCUUGUUAAAAAAGUCCCGCAGCAUCUCUUGUGUUAACAAUCGGUCAGCUAGCCGGCUAAAAGUACCGGGUAGCCACAUAGCGCGGCUAUACAGCCAGGUUUCCUUCGCUUUCACUUAGCAAGCAGCAGAGAUCCGAGUGAAAUGUGUGAAGGAUCCAUUGUGCACGGAUACACAGCACACUUCUGAGACGUUUUAAAUACUCUCUUCACCCUGUAACGGGUUUCAUUUGUGCCGCUCGCUGUUUUUGAGCCAUUUAACCUGAUUGGUGUCUAUAGGACAGCAUGGGGGCGUACCUAUCUAAGCCCAGUACGGAGAAAAGCACAGCCGACGGGGGAAACCAGAAACUGAGCUAUGGAUUCGCGGCCAUGCAGGGAUGGCGCGUUUCCAUGGAGGACGCUCACAAUUGCAUCCCAGAGUUGGACGAAGAGACGGCGAUGUUCGCCGUGUAUGAUGGACAUGGAGGUGAAGAAGUUGCUUUGUACUGCUCCAAAUAUUUACCAGACAUCAUAAAAGAGCAGAAAGCAUAUAAGGAUGGUAAACUGCAAAAGGCACUGGAAGAUGCUUUCCUGGCUAUAGACAGCCUCAUCACCUCAGCAGAGGUUAUCAAGGAGCUUGUUCAGAUCGCUGGCCGCCCACAAGAGGAGGCAGCACCAGAAAAAGUAGCAUAUGAAGAUGAUGUGGAUAACGAGGAAACAGCUCUUCUGCAUGAAGAGGCCACGAUGACGAUCGAGGAGCUGCUUGUCCGUUACGGGCAGAACCUGAAUAAAUCUUCCAAAAAGCCUGGACAGGAUGCCCCAAAAGAGCUGGAAGACAAAGAUAACGCCCAUGCAGAUAAAGGGAUCAAUGGUGAGACGGAAUGUGGGGCGUCUGAAACAGACAGCAAUGGAAAAGCAAAGUUGGAAGAGACAGCUGGAGGCUCUAAAAUGAGGGCAUGCAGGAGAGCGGCAGCCUCCUCUGGGAGCUCUGCAGCCGGACACUCUUCUGAAGGCGAGAAAGCAGGAGCCACAGCAGACGCUGGUCCUUCCUGUUCCUCCUCUGCAGCUCCCACCCCAGGAAGUGCCAAAUCAAAAUUCUUUGAAGACAGUGACGAGUCAGACGAAGGGGAGGAUGAAGAGGAGGGCAGUGAUGAAGAGGACUGCAGUGAGCAGGAAGGAGAGGACAGCAGUGAAAAUGAAGAGGAUGACACAGAUGAGGAGGAGGAAGAGGACACAGAUGAAGAAGAAGAAGAAAUGUGUUUGCCUGGGAUGGAUGGGAAAGAAGAGCCUGGAUCAGACAGCGGGACUACAGCUGUAGUGGCUCUGAUCCGUGGUAAACAGCUGAUAGUAGCUAAUGCUGGAGACUCUCGCUGUGUCGUCUCAGAGAGGGGCAAAGCAGUGGACAUGUCCUACGAUCACAAACCAGAAGAUGAACUGGAGCUGGCCAGAAUAAAGAACGCAGGAGGCAAAGUGACCAUGGACGGCCGUGUCAACGGUGGUCUAAACCUCUCCAGGGCCAUUGGGGACCACUUUUACAAGAGGAAUAAGAACCUCCCGCCUGAGGAGCAGAUGAUUUCUGCUUUACCAGAUGUCAAAGUACUGACUCUAAAUGAAGAGCAUGAAUUCAUGGUGGUUGCUUGUGAUGGAAUCUGGAAUGUCAUGAGUAGCCAGGAGGUUGUGGAUUUUGUAAAUGAGAAAUUGAAAGCAGAAGGAAAUGAAAACAAGCCGCUGUCUGCUGUUAUUGAAGAGCUGCUUGACCACUGCUUGGCACCAGACACAUCUGGGGAUGGCACAGGGUGUGACAACAUGACUUGUAUGAUCGUCAGAUUCAGCCCCCACACCGGUACCUACAUGGACGAGAACACCAAGAAACGCAAGCCGGAGGAGCAAGUGUCUGAGGAGAACGGCAACGACAGCAAAAAAUCCAAAACAGAAUAGAGCUACCAUCAGUGGUCACUAUACACUUUUAACACUCUUCCGAUGAAGUCGAAUCAGACAUUGGUUUUCUCACAACUCUACUACACCUUUUUUAUGGAUGACUCCCCAUGAAAAUGUUUUAGUUUGAAAUAAUUUGAAGAUGCAAGAAAAUUGAACUGUACACCAACCAUUUGUCCACAUUUCUUGUAAAGAAUUGGUUUAGAGGCCCUCAUUAACAUAUCUACAUGAAUGAGUGGAGCUGUCACCCAAAGGACAGCAGUCACAUCAAUUAAAAUUUGUGAACUUUUAUGUGCUCAUACCCUUGUACAUAAUUUUCCAGGAACUUUUUUUUUUUUUCUUCCUCAUGAGUAUCUGUAACUUUCUGAACACCAAUGUAAUUGUAUUCAAAUACUUUUUUUUUUUUUUUUUUUUUGUAAAUUAUGUGAUUGUUUUAAAUCUGGAAGUAAAAACAAGCAGCUUUGCAAAAGCCAUUUAACUUUCCUGAUAAGAAGGGAUAAAAUCAAAGACAUGCAAUCUAAAUUUGAAACAUUAAUAUCAUUCCUUUGCUUUUGGUAUGUGUCAACAAAUAAUUUGUAUUUUAUCCGUCUUCUUGAGGCUCAAAGUGUAAUGAUUGGUUUUUCAGUUGUGGAUGUGCAAACUACAUGCAAUGGAUGAGGGUGACUUGAUGUCUGCAGAGGUUCAGUAGUGCAGCUGUAAGGUUGGAGCCCUCAGUGAGAGCCAGUCAUCUACAUAUGUCUUCUGUCUCCCUCAUGCAGCUCAAUAAGGUUUCUAUACAUGGAAUUUUGGAAAAUAUAUUUUGGUACUUUUUAGCAUCUUUGGGAGUUCUCUGAGACAGUGAACAUUUGCUUAGGCUGACAUUUUCCUGAAACAAUAAACAAGUGGAGACAAACUAGUCACAUGCUUUUCUUUACUCUAUCAAAAAGACUGGGCAAAUCUAUACUCAAUAGGGUGUGAGACUACUGAUUAUAGACCUAGAUAGUAUUCUGCUGAUCUGUUGCUUGUUUUAAACAUGGUCAAACCUCUUAGUGGGAAUAACAAAAUUCUUCCCUAUGAAAAAAUUUGAAAAAGGAGGACAGGGUUAAAUGUCAAUGCAUGUGUGUGUCAGCAGUUACACUUUAUAAUACAAAAUACCUACUUUAGGUUCACUAUCACAAUAUAUAAACGGGUAACAAAUUUAAAUAUUUGUGGCUGUUAAGUUGAGAAGG
Molecule: messenger RNA, 5006 nt
Organism: Ictalurus furcatus (blue catfish)
Lineage: Eukaryota; Metazoa; Chordata; Actinopteri; Siluriformes; Ictaluridae
Gene: ppm1g
Product: protein phosphatase, Mg2+/Mn2+ dependent, 1G
Exons: 10
Coding region: 2170-3801 (543 amino acids)
Biological process (GO): protein dephosphorylation
Cellular component (GO): nucleoplasm
Molecular function (GO): protein serine/threonine phosphatase activity; cation binding
Source: RefSeq, a predicted model, not a curated record